Messenger RNA from Megachile rotundata (alfalfa leafcutting bee), 507 nucleotides. RefSeq names its product ATP synthase, subunit E (gene ATPsynE). NCBI's taxonomy places the organism in Eukaryota, Metazoa, Arthropoda, Insecta, Hymenoptera, Megachilidae. Gene Ontology annotation, molecular function: proton transmembrane transporter activity. The record is from RefSeq and is a predicted model, not a curated record. Gene Ontology annotation, cellular component: proton-transporting ATP synthase complex. Gene Ontology annotation, biological process: proton motive force-driven ATP synthesis.
UCCUCGUUAUACGCGAACCAAGGUUACAAUCAAUCGUUAUAUUCCUAGGUGCAUGUGUUAUCCCCACGUAAGUACACUAGCAAAAUGUCGUCUGUCGAAGCUGCUAAGCCUCUGAACGUUUCUCCUCUGAUUAAAUUUUCACGAUGGAGUCUUUUAGGACUUGGUAUUCUUUAUGGAGCAUUUUACCAAAAACGCUUUAGUAAAAAAGAAGCUGCUCUUCGCGAGGAAGAGCUUAGACAAAAACCUAUUAGAGAUGCUCAGAAAGCGGAAGAAAGGAAACGUCAGAUGGAAGCUGAACGACUAAUGAUACUGGAAUGGGAAGGAAAGAAAUAAAAAAUAACUUGAUCGUUAGUAUACACGCGUAUUAAUAAAAAUUUAAUAUCAAGUUAUUUUUUGAACAAAAGAUCCAUCAUUCAAGUUUUUGUUUCAACUCAAGGAUAGCUAGUUAAAUAUCAAAUUUUCUUUGUAUAUAUAUACAUUAAAUAAAGUGAUUUAUGACACAUUAAA